CACUUCCGCCCUCGCCCGCGGGGACCUCAGCCGGGCGGACAGCUCUUUUCCUGGAGCUGGUGGCCGCGCCCCCACUGCCGCAGCCGCGGAGGCGCUCCGCCGGCGGUUUCCCGCGACUGGGGCUCGGGCCGGGGCCGGGGCCGGGCCGCGAGGACGCAGACGCCCCUUCAGAUUAAGAGUCUCUGCCGGGCUACUCGUCCGUCCCCAGGAAGGUUUGGGGCGGAGACCUGAGAGCGGUGCCCGCCGCUCGCCCCCAGUGACUGUCCAGGAGACGGAGCGGGCGGCCCCCGGGCCCACACCUAGUGGGUGCCCGCAGCAGUGGCCGGCACAACCGGUGGGACUCGCCAGCGACUGCUGAGGCAGAGACCUGAGGGGCGGUUCACGGUCUCCAACCCGGGCGGGCUUUGUGGCCAGUGGUGGAUAGAAGGUGAAUUGUGAUGUGUUUGGAAUGUGGGACCUUGGGGAGUUCCGUAACCAAGAGGCAAAAGUAACAACAGCCAGUCAAGACAAAAAGAACUGCUUCUCCCUUCUUCCUCCUCCAAAUUCCUGGUGGAGAGCCAAGUCCAGCAUCCCAGACUUGUGUGACUACACAGGCAAGCACUCAGAGACUAACCUCACUGUGGUACCCUAGCCCUUGGUAUAUCGAGGUGUUGGCUUUCUGAGCAGGCAGGAGGCUUUUAAGUAGCAAAGCUCCCUGCUCGCGGCAAGCCCAACACCAUGGGGAAGGGAAACACCUUGGAGGCAGCACCUCCCACCUCAGCCUACCGCUCUGUCAUGGAGGAGUAUGGUUACGAGGUGGGCAAGGUUAUUGGCAAUGGCUCCUAUGGGACGGUGUACGAGGCUUACUACACAAAGCAGAAGGUCAUGGUGGCUGUCAAGAUUAUCUCAAAGAAGAAGGCGUCCGAGGACUAUCUUAACAAGUUCCUGCCCCGCGAGAUACAGGUAAUGAAGGUCCUGCGGCACAAGUACCUCAUCAACUUCUAUCAGGCCAUCGAGACCACAUCCCGGGUAUACAUCAUUCUGGAGCUGGCUCAAGGUGGUGACGUCCUUGAAUGGAUCCAGCGCUAUGGGGCCUGCUCUGAGCCCCUUGCUGGCAAGUGGUUCUCCCAGAUGACCCUGGGCAUCGCCUACCUGCACAGCAAGGGCAUUGUGCACCGCCUGACCCCCAGCCUUUCUGCUGCUGGUAGGGACUUAAAGUUGGAGAACCUAUUGCUGGACAAGCGGGAGAAUGUGAAGAUAUCGGACUUUGGCUUCGCCAAGACGGUGCCUUCUAGCCAGCCUGUGCGCAGUAGCCCUUCCUACCGCCAAGCGAACUGCGUUACCCACCUCAGCCAGACCUACUGUGGCAGCUUUGCUUAUGCCUGCCCGGAGAUCCUGCUGGGCUUGCCCUACAACCCUUUCCUGUCUGACACCUGGAGCAUGGGGGUCAUCCUCUACACUCUAGUGGUUGCCCGUCUGCCCUUUGAUGACACCAAUCUCAAGAAGCUGCUGAAAGAGACUCAGAAGGAGGUCACUUUUCCAUCUAACCACACCAUCUCCCAGGAGUGCAAGAACCUGGUCCUCCAGAUGCUAUGCCAAGCCACCAAGCGUGCCACCAUCCUGGACAUCAUCAAGGAUCCCUGGGUGCUCAAGUUCCAGCCUGAGCAACCCACCAAUGAGAUCAGGCUGCUCGAGGCCAUGUGCCAGUUCCCCAGCACCACUAAUCGCCAGUCCUUGGAAAUCAGUACCUGAAAGUGGCUGAGGGAGGGGACUGAGAGAAAAGCAAAGCAGAAGGGUCUGGGGCUAAAAAUCUUUUAUACCAAAAAUAAAUUAAUUCUGAUUUAGUUUCAUCAGCUGAGGUCAAAGACAUUCUUUCCUCAGGGGAAACUUGGCAGGGAAGACUGCUGACGGAAAGAGGUGGAUUUCUGCCCAGAGUCUGUAACAGACUCCUGUUAAGUCAACGUUGUGAUUCAAAAUGUAGCUUGUAUGUGGCUCAUGGGGAGGGGUGCUCAGAUGAACACCUGCCCUUGGGAAGCUUCAUCAUUCUCACUAAGUACAUGCUCAUUGUUUUACAUCUCUGUGCACUCUAAAUGUUCAAGCCGUGGGGUGGAGGCCCUGGCUGCUCUGUGGUCAUGGCUCUGCCUCUGUCUAUAAUCCAAAGGGAUGUCACUGUUCCGUUAGAAAUGGGUAUCAGGAUGCGUGAACUAUCUUGGUGCCUUCUCCCUCCUCCAAAUGUCACCUUAACCACUACUGAGACAAUCCCACUGAGUCAUGACCCCUCGCAUUAUUGCCCCUAGACACACAAGUGCCAGUUCAAACCGAGCCUUUUACCUAUGGGUUCUGAAUAAAGGAAAACUACUUUA
Molecule: messenger RNA, 2342 nt
Organism: Equus caballus (horse)
Lineage: Eukaryota; Metazoa; Chordata; Mammalia; Perissodactyla; Equidae
Gene: TSSK4
Product: testis specific serine kinase 4
Biological process (GO): intracellular signal transduction; protein phosphorylation
Cellular component (GO): cytoplasm
Molecular function (GO): ATP binding; protein serine/threonine kinase activity
Source: RefSeq, a predicted model, not a curated record